Messenger RNA from Pyricularia oryzae 70-15, 1581 nucleotides. RefSeq names its product acetyl-CoA hydrolase. The transcript is spliced from 4 exons. Gene Ontology annotation, cellular component: mitochondrion. Gene Ontology annotation, molecular function: acetate CoA-transferase activity; acetyl-CoA hydrolase activity. NCBI's taxonomy places the organism in Eukaryota, Fungi, Ascomycota, Sordariomycetes, Magnaporthales, Pyriculariaceae. The coding region runs from base 1 to 1581 and encodes 526 amino acids. The record is from RefSeq and is a predicted model, not a curated record. Gene Ontology annotation, biological process: acetate metabolic process.
AUGGCGAGCCCCGUGGCGUCGGCGGCCCUCAAGGCCAGGAUCCGAAGUCCACCGAUGCUCAAGAAGCUCUGCCGUCCCGAGGACAUGCUUCAUCACUUUCCCAACGGAGCUUACAUUGGCUGGUCCGGCUUCACUGGUGUUGGAUACCCAAAAAAGACUCCCACUUUCCUAGCCGAUCAUGUCGAAAAGAACAACCUUCAGGGCAAGAUGAAAUACUCUCUAUUUGUUGGUGCCUCGUCCGGAACCGAGACCGAGGACAGGUGGGCGAGCCUUGACAUGAUCAACAGGCGAAGCCCUCACCAAGUCGGCAAGAACAUCGCCAAGGGAAUCAACAGUGGCAAGAUCAACUUUUUCGACAAGCACCUCUCCAUGUUCCCCGUGGACUUGGUAUACGGCUUUUACACAAAGGAUAGGCCACACAACAACCUUGAUGUCACGGUGGUAGAGGCAACAGAAAUUCUCGAGGACGGCAGCAUUGUUCCGGGUGCCUCGGUUGGAGCAACUCCGGAGCUUAUACAGAUGGCCGACAAGAUCAUCAUCGAAGUCAACACAGCUUUGCCGAGCAUGGAGGGACUUCACGAUAUUACCAUGACAGACCUGCCCCCGCACCGCAAGCCCUACUUGAUCCAGGGCGUGGAGGACCGUAUUGGCACUACCUCGAUUCCUAUCGACCCGUCAAAGGUUAUUGGUGUUAUCGAGUCGGACUACCAGGAUAAGACGGCGCCCAACACGCCGGCCGAUGAGGGCUCCGCCAUGAUUGCCAACCACUUGAUCGAGUACUUUGAGCACGAGGUCAAGCACGGCCGCAUGCCCAAGAACCUGCUGCCGCUCCAGUCGGGCAUUGGAAACAUUGCCAACGCCGUCAUUGGAGGUCUUGCCAACUCCAAAUUCGAGAACUUGAAGGUUUGGACCGAGGUCAUCCAGGACACAUUUUUGGACCUUUUCGACUCGGGCAGCUUGUCCUACGCCACGGCCACAUCGGUGCGCUUUUCGCCCGAGGGAUUCGAGCGCUUUUACAACAACUUUGACAGAUACAAGGAGAGGAUUCUGUUGCGAUCGCAGUCGGUGUCCAACGCCCCCGAGAUCAUCCGCCGUCUGGGCGUCAUCGGCAUGAACACCCCCGUCGAGGUUGACAUCUACGCCCACGCCAACAGCACCUGCGUCAUGGGCUCGCGCAUGCUGAACGGCCUGGGCGGUUCGGCCGACUUCCUCCGGUCCGCAAAGUACAGCAUCAUGCACACGCCGUCGACGCGGCCGAGCAAGACUGACCCCCACGGCGUCAGCUGCAUCGUCCCCAUGUGCACGCACAUCGACCAGACGGAGCACGACCUCGACGUCGUCGUCACGGAGAACGGCUUGGCGGACGUCAGGGGUCUGUCCCCACGGGAGAGGGCGCGGGUUAUCAUUAGGCAAUGCGCCCACCCGGUCUACCGCCCGAUCCUGGAGGCUUACUUUGAGAAGGCCGAGUUUGAGUGCUUGCGCAAGGGCAUGGGCCACGAGCCGCACCUCCUUUUCAACACUUUUGACAUGCACAAGGCGCUACAGGAGGAGGGAAGCAUGCAGAAGGUCAAGAGCUGGUAG